AUGCACGCUCAAGGUGCUGGAGAAGGUGCCGUUUUGGCACAGUUCUCAUUUGAUAAGCUCAAGACCAAAGAAAAAGAGGAUGCGAUAGAGGUUGAGCCCCUGAAGUCAAACCCAGACUGGGAGAAGGGACAAAUUAUGGCUGCGUCUCAAAAUGUAGCUCGCAUGCUCAUGACCUCGCCUAGUAAUUUAAUGACGCCCAAACUCUUUGCUGAGGAGGUCGCUUAUCUCUUGGCCGGGCUUGAAAAUGUUGAAGUCAUCGUUAGAGACGAAGAAUGGGCCAUAAAGCAAAACAUGAAUGCGUUUUUAGCUGUGGCUAAGGGAAGUCGUGAACCACUGAGAUUCUUGGAGAUUCAUUAUAAAGGUGGAAAAGAAGGAGAUAAAGCACAUGGAUUGGUUGGUAAAGGCGUCACCUUUGACUCUGGAGGAAUCUCUUUAAAGCCAUCUAAUAACAUGGCCCUGAUGAAGGGCGAUAUGGGUGGUGCAGCUACAGUAGCAGGCGCACUUUACGGUAUUGCAAAGUUAAAGCUACCUGUCAAUGUUAUCGCUGUUACUCCACUUUGUGAAAAUAUGCCAUCAGGCCAGGCUACUAAGCCAGGUGAUGUUAUCAAGGCUAUGAAUGGUAAAUCUAUUGAAAUUCUUGACACAGAUGCUGAAGGACGUCUGAUUUUGGCUGAUGCACUACAUUACAUCAGUUCAAAGUAUCCACUUGCCAGUCUUAUUGAUCUUGCUACACUGACAGGAGCUAUGGAUGUUGCAUUGGGUAAUGUAUUUGCAGGUGUAUUCACCAACUCAGACACACUUUGGACACGUCUGGAAGCAGCAGGUAAAUCAGCCAAUGACCCAUUUUGGAGAAUGCCAUUACAUGAUGAGUACCUGAAAGAGAUGCAAGAGUCCUUGGUGGCAGACUUGAAUAACCUUGGUAAAGGGAGAUCAGGUGGUGCUUGCUCAGCAGCUGCCUUUUUAAAGGAGUUUGUUGUCAAUAAUGUUGAUUGGGCACACAUUGAUAUAGCAGGUGUUAUGGACAGUCAGGCAACAGAUGGAUAUCACAUCAAGGGCAUGAGUGGUCGUCCUACGAGAUCACUGAUUGAGUUUAUCGGAAAGAAUAGUUUCUAG
Rhizopus microsporus ATCC 52813 is the source of this 1113-nucleotide messenger RNA. RefSeq names its product peptidase M17, leucyl aminopeptidase. NCBI's taxonomy places the organism in Eukaryota, Fungi, Mucoromycota, Mucoromycetes, Mucorales, Rhizopodaceae. The record is from RefSeq and is a predicted model, not a curated record. Bases 1 to 1113 code for a protein of 370 amino acids. Gene Ontology annotation, cellular component: cytoplasm. Gene Ontology annotation, molecular function: manganese ion binding; metalloaminopeptidase activity. Gene Ontology annotation, biological process: proteolysis. The transcript is spliced from 5 exons.